AUGAAUAAGCGAAUACCCCAAGUAAAUCAUAAGAUACUGCGGGAACGAACUGAAAACCAGAUUAAUGCUAAAAAUCAUCGUGGAAACAUCGGACAAGCUCAGAGUAUUAAUCACUAGCAUGAGUCGUAAAGCUUCUAAAACAACAAUAAACUUGGCCUAUAAACUUUUAUUGGGUCACUUACUGACCACUCUCAAAGUCAAUCAGCUAUUAUGACAAAGGCUGUUAGUAGAAGUCCUAGUCCUUAGAGAUAGAAUUAGAGUAGUCAAGUAGAGGAUAACAUUAUUUAACUAUAAAAACUAGAUCUUAACAUAAGCGAUAUAAACACACAAAGGGAGCUCGUAAAUCAUAUCCUCAAUGAUUAGUAUUCAUCUUCUUUCGUGCUAUAGACUAACUAUCAAAGAUAGUCAUAAGCUAAGGAGGAGUUCAAACAAUCAAUUCAAGGGAAAUAAAAACUAAAUGAAAAUAAACUUUAGCCGAAACAAAUACCAGUUGAGAAGGAACUUCCAAACCCUGUAAUGCAAGAAUAGUUCAUUCAACAUGAGCAUCACAUUCAAUCACAAAUGCAGAUACUUUAAAAAUAGAAUUAAUAGCAGACUUAUAAAAGGCCUAUGAGCAAAGACUUUAAAUAGGCAUAUAACAAAUUGGCCAACCAAAUCAUUAAGUAAACGUUAAUUGAUAAGAGUGAAGGAGGGCGAUAGGCUCUGAUAAUUAAUGAAAAAGACAUUGUAGAAUUUGAGAAACAGCAAAACUUGGAAUACUUUUAAAAAGUUUAAGAUGACUAGAAUAAAGAUCAUGUUCAGACAGCAGAAGAAAGAAAAUAGCAACUAAGACAAUAGGUAGCUAAGCUAAUUGAAAAAGAUCUGCAAAUUAAUAAUGCCAAGAAGAAAAAGAAAUCUUACAAUUCUUCAAUGAUAAGUGAGAAUAGACAAUCACAGCAGAGCCAUCAUGAUUUGCUUUAUUAAAAAGGAGUUUAGAAACUUGAGAAUCUCAAAAAGAUGCAAGAACUAAAUGACCCUGAGAAAAAAUAACUAUAAGAAUGCUCUUUUUAGCCUCAGUUUUUCUCUAAGCCUAGUCAAAAAUUUGCAAAUAGACGCAGAAGCAUGGACGAGUUCUAUUAAGAUUAGAUCUAUAUCUUAGAAAAGUAAAACGUACUAAGGUAAAAAGCUUAUGACGAUAAAGAAUAGCAGCUCAUAGAAGAGAAAGAAAAAGUAAUUAGUACGGCUAAGCAUAAUGAGAAGUACUACUCUAAACUCAAGGGAUCAUUCAUUUAUAGUGAAAAGGAGUCUAUCAAAUUUUAAACACAGCUUGAGAAGUAGAAUGCUUACUUGCCUAGCUUUACUCCACAGAUAAAUGAAAAAUCGAAAAAGAUGAAAAGAUCUGGCAGUAUUGAAUCUAUUCUCUAUGAAGAUGCUUUGGAAAGACUUAAUAGAAGAUAGUCAUUAGACUCAUAAAGCACAUAGACUUUAUUAUCACCUAAAUAUUCAUUGGAAAAGUCUGAUUUCGUACUAGCAGAGAAACUUACAAAUGAAAUCUAAGAGCAACUUUUUAGGGAAUUCGAAAAUGAUGAAAUAUAGAUAACUAAAUAGAAAUUUAAGCAGCUGCUUGUGGGAUUAGGCUAUUAUAAUGAAUCAUAAUCUAACUACUCUCAUCCAGCAAUGUCUAAUGCUUUUAAACUAAGGAUUCAGAAUAAAGAAGGUAAAAGUUAAGAUGACUUGAUAAACUGGUCAUAUGUAUAGCUGUCUAGGGAGAAGAAUUAUAUUUUUGUCAGAGAUUUUAGAGCAUUUAUAUUUGCUCUGAAUAAUCUUUACUUCGAUUGGAUGUCUGGCAAGACAAAUUCUCAGCCUAAAAAUAAAAAACAAGUAGUUCAGAUCAAGGUCAGAUAAGAAGACCUUGAUUCAUCUUAGAUAUUGGAGUCUCAGAUCAUAACUAACAGAAGCCCACGAAUGAAUAAAAGCAUUAACUUCAUGGGUCCUUUUGAAUUUCCUAUUGAAUCUCAAGAAUAAUGCAGACACAUGAUUAUUAACUAUUUGGAAUUGGUGGAAAACCGCAAGUUACACCUACAGAACUAAGCUAAGAAUCAAUAAGAGCAAAAGAAACAAUAGAUUAAUAAUCAGUCACAGUUAAACAUCUCAGCUCACAAGCAUUACAAAAAUCCCAAGUCAGUUUAUCUCGCUUAAGUUCACUAUCAAUAGCUUUCAGAGGAAUACCAGGUUAAUAGCCAUGUUGAUUUACUUUACAGAAAGCAAGAGGAGUAAAAGAAGAGAUAGGAAUAGAUGAGGAAAAUAAAGGAAGACGAGGAGAUGGUUGAGUGUAGCUUUUACCCUAAGAUUUUGAAUCAAAGCUCUGCCGAUAAUGACUCAAGAGCUAAGAUCUUUGGCUCUAAAAAGGCAAGCAUGGAUGACAGUCAUGAUAUAUUCAGUGUAAAAAACUUCUCAAAUCAAAGUGACAUACUAUCAAAUUCAAAGGAAUUGGCUACAGAUAGAUCGAGUAUGGAUCAUCUGAGUAAAAUCAAGCAAAGUCUUAAGAUCAACUAUCCAGGAUAUAACACUCAGCAACCAAGCAACAGAAGCUCAUCAAGAAUAAAGGACUAGAAGCAUGUGAAGUAGGAUUUAAACACCAAGGAAAAGAGCACUAAUAAUUUCAAUAAGUAGAUUGAGAAUCCUUCACAACUUGGAGCAAAGAGAAAAUCUUCAGACAUGCUGAGAGCUAUUAUAAAGCCAGAUGAAGAGAGCAAGAUUUCGUAAUUCGACAUUAACAUGGUGUCUAUUGAGGAACAGACCAAGGAUGAGAGAUCUCCCAUACUAUUCCUAGAUGUUAACUUAGGAGGAGAUGAGAUGUCACGAAUCGUUAUAUAUGAGAAUGAUGACCCAAGCUCAGUGGCAUUGAAGUUUGCUUAAGAGAAUAAACUUGAUGAAAAGAAAAGGCUAAAGUUGAUUCAGAUUAUUCAAGUUUAGAUGAGCACAAUUUUACCAAAGAUAGAUGAAGAAAAUGAAUGA
Messenger RNA from Stylonychia lemnae, 2997 nucleotides. NCBI's taxonomy places the organism in Eukaryota, Ciliophora, Spirotrichea, Sporadotrichida, Oxytrichidae. The record is from the annotation of a GenBank genome assembly.